CCUGUGAUAGAUUUUGGCGCCAAAAGCCGUAGUUCAGCGCGAGUCUGUGUUUAUUUUAUUUUUAUUGAACAUUGAACAAAAUGAGCUUCUCUCGGAGUGCCCUGCGCUAUGCGCACACCAAUGGAUACACUGGACUCCUGUACACGCCGAAGGGCGAGUUCAUCAUUACCUGCGGCACCGAUGGCGACAUUCGCCACUGGACGUGCAUCAGCGACGAUGACCCACGCUCCACCUGCCUGGGUGAGUUUGUCAUGUGCAUCGCCCACUCGGGCAGCCGUCUCCUGGCCUCCACGGAUCGCAACACCAUACAUGCCUACACCUUUCCCGACAUGGACAGCGAUGGCAUCCUGAUGCGUUUCACCGCCCCAGCAACGUGUCUUAAGGUGUAUGGCGAGUACACGGCUGCAGGCAGCGAGGAUGCAACAAUUAAGGUGUUACGGGGCGACAAAGCCGGAAAUGAAACCGUCCUGGAGGGUCAUUCGGGACCCAUACUCGCCCUGGACAUGUUUAUUGAGAGGAAAUUACUGGCCUCAAUCAGCGGCGACGGCCAGCUCAAGGUGUGGAACUUUGAGACGGCAACAGAGCUGAAGAGCAUUACUGGAUUGCCACGGGUGAACAGUUUCGAGAGUGCUACCCAAUACGGCACGCCCAGCUUCGAGCCCCAGAGCGGGGAACUGCUGGCCUAUGCAGCGGACAACGAAAUUGUGGUGCUCAACACGGCCAACUGGGAGGUCGCCUACAAGCUGCGCGACGACAAAGUCUCCAGCAACUACAGCUGCUGCCAGUUCUCUCCAAACGGGGAGCGUCUGGCCGCUGGAAGCACCAAGGGCGAAGUGAGCGUCUUUGACAUAAAGAAGCGCAAGGCCAUCUCUGUGGAGUCGCCCCCAAAUGAUUGCAAUUCCAUCACUUGCUUGGCCUGGAGCCAAGCGGACGAGGAGGAAGUGGCCUUUUGUGAUGCCACUGGCCAGCUGGGAACCGUAUUCAUGAGCGACGAUACAGAAGCCGAUUUGCAGGAGGAACUGGAAUCAGAGGACGUCCGAGCGGAUCUGCUCAGCAAAUUUAAGUUCGUGCGAGCAGGAAAUCCAGAAGCGACUGAAGAUGAUGGUGACGGUGUUAGUCUGGAGCAGUUGAAGCGCGACGUCAUGAACUACGCGGAUCCCAUUGAUGAUGAGCUCUCCAACCAGUCCCUGGCCAGCGGCAGCAGAGUGGCCCCUGCUCCAGCUGCUCCCCAAAUGAAACUUUUCAAACAGCAGUCUGCCUUCCAGCCCAGCGCCACGCCCAGCGAUCUCGAGCACCGCUACUUGGCCUGGAACGAUGUCGGCAUAGUCACAGGCCAUGUGGAGCCGUCUGGCGAGAGCUCCAUAGAUGUGGAGUUCCAUGAUGCGAGCAUUCACCAUUCCCUGCACAUAAGCAACUACAACCAGCACAAUCUGGCCAGCGUGAGUAGUGGAGCGCUUGCCCUGGCCUCCAACGAGUCCAGCAAGCUGGUGGUGAUUGCCCUGGCCGCCGCGGGAAACAAAGAGUGGUCGCUCAGCUUGCCGGACUGCGAGUCCGUGGAUGCGUUGGUGGCCACCAGCCACCUGGUCGCAGUGGCCACCAGUGCCAGUUUCCUUCGCAUCUUCAGCGUUAUGGGUACCCAGCGCGAGGUGCUGAGCAUACCAGGCCCCGUGGUGGCCAUUGCCGGACACGAGCACAGCCUGAUGUUGGUCUACCACAGCUCUGCUCCAAGCCAGACCCAGCAGCAUCUCUCGGCCAUGCUGGUGAAUAUCAAUGGACUGAGUCUUCGUCUGGAACAUCUGCCCGUGCCCCUCACUCCUGGCAGGCAGAUAGCCUGGCUCGGCUACACUGACACCGGGUCGCCUAGCAUGGCAGACAACAUGGGUCUGCUGCAGCUGUACAGGAAGAGCAGCAAUGCCUGGUUCCCCAUUUGCGACACCAUGAAGCAGAGCUCCAGCGUGUCCAACAACUACUUUGUAGUUGCCGUCUCCGAGCGGCGGCAAAUUGUGCAGGCAGUCCUCUGUCGCGGCACAUCCUAUCCGAUGACCAAUCCCCGCCCCAUGCUGCAGGAACUGCGCAUGCAGAUCCCACUGUGCGAUAUCGAGGUGGAGAAGUCGGAGCUGGAGGAUGCCCUGCUCCGGUCCAGUCUGAUGCAGGUGGAGGGUGCCGAGAAGAUGCAGAAGGAGACCGCCAUCAAGCUGUUUGCUCUGGCGUGCAGCAGCGAAUGCGAGACACGAGCCCGCGAGCUUAUCGUGUCGAUUGCCUCCACUGAGCUCCUGCAGCUGGCUGUCAAAUAUGCCACCAAACGAGGACGCAUUCAUCUCUCUGAUCGACUGUGUGAACUGCUGCCCCAGCUGGAGGCUAUCCAGGAGGCGCGCAAGCAGCAAACGCUUCUGGGCGCCAGUGGGAUAGCAGCCACCAUUGUCCUGCCCAUGACUCCUACGGCGGGAUCCCAGGGUCAGGGACCCAAGCCCAAGGCCAUCGAGUUGAGCUCCUCGAAGCGCGGGGCCCUGAAGCGUUUCACCAAUUCGCCAAAUAUGUUCAAGGCAGCUGCUCGACCCUCUACACCCGAGACAACCACCCCACUGGAUACGCAGGAGAACAUAUUCGGAGACGCCGACGCCGAGUCCGAGGUAGCGACCGGUAAAUCAUCGGAGCAGCGUACCCCUCUCAACUCUGUUAAUCCCUUUGCCAUGAAACGCAAACUGGUCGACACAGGCGUUAUAUUUGGUUCCGAGAAGUUGAAGCUCGCCAAAAAAUAAACUUCUAAAUUAUAAGCCUAUUAAAUUUAAAUAACUAUAAUAAAUAAAUCGUUUAAAUAUGUGUGACCAU
Drosophila obscura is the source of this 2829-nucleotide messenger RNA. It is a transcript of the gene Ctf4, whose product is annotated as WD repeat and HMG-box DNA-binding protein 1. The transcript has a single exon. Gene Ontology annotation, biological process: mitotic cell cycle; DNA-templated DNA replication; DNA repair. Gene Ontology annotation, cellular component: nuclear replication fork. Lineage: Eukaryota; Metazoa; Arthropoda; Insecta; Diptera; Drosophilidae. Gene Ontology annotation, molecular function: chromatin binding; protein binding. The coding region runs from base 81 to 2759 and encodes 892 amino acids. The record is from RefSeq and is a predicted model, not a curated record.